Messenger RNA from Haliotis rubra (blacklip abalone), 1217 nucleotides. RefSeq lists its product as uncharacterized. The transcript has 8 exons. The record is from RefSeq and is a predicted model, not a curated record. Bases 380 to 1060 code for a protein of 226 amino acids. Lineage: Eukaryota; Metazoa; Mollusca; Gastropoda; Lepetellida; Haliotidae.
ACGUCUACAGGGUGUCCACAAGCAGGUCUUCUGUUUGAGAAGCUUGAGAACCUCGGCGCAGCACUUAAAAACAUUAGCACCUGUCUUGACAACGCCCUCGACCUCAUCGACCAGCAGUGCCCGUGUCUGGAUGACUCCCUUGAGUGCUUCGAAACACGAGUCUCUAACUUCAGUUCUGCUUUGGUAGAGUUCAUUGACGAUGUGGGAAAUGUCACAUCCAGCGCCCCAGGAGAGUGUCCAAAUCGUACCGGAGCAGUGUUCGUGGCUACUUGUGAUGGAACUGAUGUUGCCGUGGUAGAUCCCAAUGGUGUCAUCCAGAACGGCUUCAAUACCGAUACCAAUGUAACUGGUUGGGCUGUUUACAUCAACGGUGAUACCUAUGGAUUUGACUACUUCAGGAACGAUCCAUUUGAAGUUCGAUGUCGGCCUAACACCAAAUGGACCUGAAGAUGUAUUAGGCGAUGACGGUGAUCCUCCAUUAACAGCGACGGCAUUUGGAACUGGCAUUGUCUUCGAUCCUGACUCAUUCGACGAUCUUGUGGCCAUCACGUUCAACGAUUGGACUCCAAAUGGCAUCUACUCUUUCGACAGGCAGUCCUCAGGACAAAUAGCCCUGCGCUACUCAUAUCACGGCAACACAGGAAGAAUUGACGUUAGUAACGGUUACCUGUACAUGAAUGAUGGCCAGGAGAUCAUCAGGAGACCAUUAGAUGGUAGUGGUGACUGGGAGCAAGUACAUGUAUUUUCAGCGUCGAUUAAGGAGUUUGCAGUUCUCUGUAAUGGAAACAUAGCGUUCUGUGACGAUGCUGGUGCUGUCUACAUCUACGAUGCGGUUGACGAUGUCUACAAACAAACGAAAAAGCCAGUGGCUGGGGAGUGCUGCGCCUCUGUUGAAGUCAACCAUUGUAAUGGACUCAUCUACGUCGCAAACGUAAACGAUACGGAAAUUGAGGUCUACAAUGCUACGUCACGCAAGCUUGUUGACCUAGUUGUGUACACCGAGUCGACUCCAUCCCAAUGCCCGUCUAUUGCGUUUGAUCCAACAUUCUGCUGUGCAUAAACGGAACUAGAUGACGGUAUGCUAGUUGUUUAUGAAUAUGACACUUAGUACUUCACGUUGAAAGGCAUUUCCAAUGUAACUUAAAAUGAAAGCCUGUCUCAACUGCAGUUGUAAAUAUGUUCAGCAAAACCAUUUCUCUUUUGCGUAGUAACGAUAG